This is a messenger RNA of Naegleria gruberi, 810 nucleotides long. RefSeq lists its product as uncharacterized. Gene Ontology annotation, biological process: positive regulation of ubiquitin-protein transferase activity; protein neddylation. Lineage: Eukaryota; Heterolobosea; Eutetramitea; Acrasida; Naegleriidae. The coding region runs from base 1 to 810 and encodes 269 amino acids. Gene Ontology annotation, cellular component: ubiquitin ligase complex. The record is from RefSeq and is a predicted model, not a curated record. Gene Ontology annotation, molecular function: ubiquitin conjugating enzyme binding; ubiquitin-like protein binding; cullin family protein binding. The transcript has a single exon.
AUGGGACAAAAAGGAUCAAGCAAUUCAUCUUCAUCAUCAUCGACAACAACCAAUAGUACCUACAACAAUCACUCUAAUACAUCGAACCAAACCAAGACAACUCAAUCAUCAAAUAAUAGUGGUAAUAAUAAUACAUCUAAUAAUACUACGGCUGCUGCUUCUACUACAACAACAAAUAAUACAUCUUCUACAACAAAUAGUGUCAAGAGUGGAGACGAAAUGGAAAAAUUAUAUGCUAAAUAUGCUGCAAUGGACGUUAAAGAUCCAGAUUCUGAAGAUGAUGUUGAUUACAUAGGAACUGAAGGUUUACUUAAAUUAGCUGAGGAUAUAGGAAUUAAUCCGGAGCAAAGAAUCAUGUUGAUUAUGCUCUAUAAAAUUGGAGCAACUGAACAAUACAAAGUUAAACAUAAAGAAUUCGUUGAUGGAUUUAAGAGAAAUAACUGUCAAUCAUUGAGUGAUAUGAAGAGCAAAGUUAGUAGUUGGGAACAACCAAUUACUAGCAACAAUACUGAAUUUAAAAAGUUUUACGUUUGGUGUUACAACUACUCAAAAGAACCAGGUGCAAAGUCAAUGUCUUGCGAAAUGGCCUCUGCUACAUGGCGUUUACUUUUAAGUGACAGAUAUAAGAAGAUUAACGAAUGGUGUGAUUAUAUUGAAAAUACUUACAAGAGAGCAAUUCAAAAGGACUCUUGGGAUCUUUUCAUUGAUUUUGUUCAUAAUGUUGGUGAUGAUCUUUCUAGAUAUGAUUCAAAUGAUGCUUGGCCCGUAAUUGUUGACGAUUGGUGCACUCUUCUUCAAAAGAAACAAUAA